UCUCACUCCCCUCUCUCGCGACGUCCUCGGUGGAGAGCAGUGUGUGUGUGUGUGUGUGUGUGUGUGUAUCAGUGAGGAGCACCAUGCUGACACACACAGCCCGGGUCGCUCUCUCUCUCAUCGCCGUGUUCCUGCUGCUGGACAUCACCAAAGUCGGAGGAUCCGUAAUCGGAGAAACACGGAGAGAUGAGGAAGAGAGGAACAAUGACACCGCAACAGCCCCUUUACAGGUCAUGGUAAUCCCCUCACAUGUACAGAUCCAUGUAGGACAGAGGAAACGUGUUCUGUGCAGAGCGACGGGAAAAUCUGAGAGCGUCGUCUGGAUCGGCCCCGAUGGAGGGAGCAUCUCAGAAAACGACAAGAACAUCAAAGCGCACAGACACGACGAGUGGACCAGCUCGCUCGUCAUCGUCUCGGCUCAGGUGGAGGACGCCGGCGUGUACACGUGUGUGGCUGAAAACACACACACCUCAGCGCAGGCCGAGCUCAACCUGGAGGUCGUGUUGAAGCGAGCCCGAAGAAAAGCAAAGAAGGAGGAAAGAGGAAAAAGACAGAAAGAACCCAAACCCACGAAGAAACCCAAGGGUGCAAAAACCACCAAGAAGCCCAAGACUGAUAAGAAAGACAAGAAGAAGAAAGGGAAGAAGGAUAAAGAGGUUACCACCACCACUUUACCUCCCACUACUACCACCACCACCACCACCGAGCCGCCCACCACCGAGCCGCCCACCACCGAGCCGCCCACCACCACCUUUCCUCCGAUCGACUACGAUGACGAGUUUGUGGAUCCUUUUCCAGAUGACUACUGGGAUGAAGAAGAAACCAAAACCACCACAGUACCCCCUGAUACCCCGACACAGAAACCUACAGAUGAUCGUGAUCUCUUCCCAACAGAUGAAUAUUCGCAGCCUUUCGACUCCGAUGAUGACUACUGGAAGGUUGAUGAGCCUGAGCCUACAGUCCCAGUGAUCAGCGGCAAAGGCAAAGAAGAAGAUGAUUAUUGGGACCCUACAUUCGAGGUGCCAGAAAGCAUACCAUUCCCGGACGGUAAAGAGAUCAGCCCUACUGACCCCGACUGGAGUUACACUAUUACGGAGGAGCCCACAGUCCCUACAUAUGAAAACAAGUGGUACGAGGAGUAUGACUACACGGUACACGAGAAGAAAAAGGAUGAUGAGCAGGAGAGACUGGAGAGAGAGAGGGAGAGAGACUGGAAGGAGAAGGAGGAGAGAGAGAGGGAGGAGAGAUGGAGGGAGGAAGAAGAGGAGGAGGAGGAGAGGGAACGCAGGAUCAAAAAACCUCCACGCAUCUACAGAGAGCCGAAAAUUUGUCCUCCACUGGGACUGGAGUCUCAUCGCAUCGACACUGACCAGCUGCAAGCGUCCUCCAUGUAUCAUCAUCGCUACGGCUCUCACAGAGCUCGCCUUAACAUCCAGGCGUCAGGAGACGAGUACGAUAUGAACGGAGGAGCGUGGUGCGCUAACCCCGACGAGAAGGUCCACUGGAUCGAACUGGACACUCGCACACUCACCGAGUUCACCGGGGUCAUCACACAGGGCCGAGACGACCCCAUCGAGAACGAUUACGUCACUUCCUACUACGUGGCCUUCAGUAAUGACAGUAGAGAAUGGACUUUGCUCCAUGAUGGAUACUCAGAAUGGCUGUUCUUCGGGAACUCUGAUAAACACACCCCCGUGAUGUCUCAGUUCAUGGAGCCGGUGGUGGCGCGUUACAUCCGCAUCCUUCCCCAGAGCUGGAACGGCACCGCGUGCAUGCGGCUGGAGAUCUUGGGCUGCCCUGUGCCUGAUCCCCUCAGUGAGAACCAGAGGCAGAACGAGGUGACUCCGAGAGAUGACCUGGACUACACGUACCACAAUUACCUGGACAUGGAGAAGUUGAUGAAGUCCAUUACAGAUGAGUGUCCCAACAUCACCAGGAUGUACAGCUUGGGAAAGAGUUCAAAAGGCCUUGAUAUCUACGCCAUGGAGAUCACUGAUAAUCCCGGGAUCCAUGAGACGAGUGAGCCGGAGUUCCGCUACACAGCUGGUUACCACGGUAACGAGGCACUGGGUCGAGAACUCCUGAUGAUGCUAAUGCAGUACCUCUGUAAGGAGUACAAUGAUGGAAACCCGCGAGUGCGCACCCUGGUGGAUGGAAUACGCAUUCACCUCGUACCCUCGGUCAACCCCGAUGGUCAUGAGACAGCUUUCGAGAAGGGGUCUGAGCUGGGCAGCUGGACACUGGGCCACUGGACUGAGGAUGGACACGACAUCUUCCAGAACUUUCCAGACCUUAACACUGUGUACUGGAAUGCAGAGGACAAGGGCAUGGUGCCCAAAUUGACCCCCAAUCACCAUGUGCCCAUUCCUGAUGGCUAUCUGGCUGAAAAUGGACCCCUAGCAGUGGAGACACGGGCCCUCAUCUCCUGGAUGGAAAGCCACCCAUUUGUCCUAGGAGCCAACUUGCAAGGCGGAGAGCGGAUGGUCACCUACCCCUUCGACAUGCGUCGCCUCACCAAAGAGUCUGAGGAACUGGAGAAGAAGCUGAAUCCCCGGGCUUAUCGUCGCAAGCGCCAGUAUGAAGAAGAGGAAGCGCCAGAAUCAAAUCCAUACCUCCAUAUCGGUUACCAUCAAGAGAGCUAUGGUGACCACCAAGAACAUCACGGAUACCAUCAAGAGAGCUAUGGUGACCACCAAGAACGUCACGGAUACCAUCAAGAGAGCUAUGGUGACCACCAAGAACGUCAUGGAUACCAUCAAGAGACUUAUGGCUACCACCAAGAAAGUUAUGGAUACCAUCAAGAGAACCAAGAAUACCACCAUCAGGAGAACCAGGGGUACCAUCAUGAGGGUCACUCUGAAGGGUACCAAGAAGGGUACCAUGAAGGAUACCAGGAAGGAUACCACGGAGGAUACCAGGAAGGGCACCAAGAGGAAGGCUACGAACAAGGGUACGGACAGGCAGAACCAGAGGAGAUCAGGGUGGUUGAGGACCAGUCCUUAUUCCGCUGGUUGGCCAUAUCUUAUGCUUCUACUCACCGCACAAUGACCCAUACAUUCCGGAGUGGUUGUCAUACCGAGGACCCCACCGGUGGGAUUGGAAUUGUCAACCGUGCCAAAUGGAAGCCCAUUCCAGGAAGUAUGAAUGAUUUCAGCUACCUGCACACUAACUGUUUUGAGUUGUCCAUCUUCCUGGGCUGUGAUAAGUAUCCCCAUCAGAGUGAGCUCCUGAAAGAGUGGGAGUACAACAGAGAGGCUCUGCUCACACUCAUGGAUCAGGUGCACCGGGGGAUAAAGGGGGUUGUCCGAGACAAGGAGGGGAACCCCAUUGUAAAUGCCAGUAUCUCUGUGGAAGGAGUCAGUCAUGAUGUCACCACAGGUGAGGCUGGCGAUUAUUGGCGCAUGCUGAAUCCUGGCGAGUAUCAGGUGACGGCACGGGCCAAUGGCUAUUCCUCCAUGAGCCGAAAGUGCGUGGUGGGUUUCGAACCAGGUGCCACCCUGUGCAACUUCGAGCUUAACAAAUCCAACUGGGACCGGAUCAAAGAGAUCAUGGCUCUCCAUGGCAACAAGCCCAUCCGACUGCUCAGCCCUGGAAGAGGCAGUCAGUAUACCUUCCGCGGUGACAGAAAGCUCAGCAACCAGAUUCCUAACGGUAAUGGUGGAUAUACUGAAAGAGGCCGUCUACGGCGCUUAAGGCUCAUAAGGCUUCGUGAGUUGCGGAAAAAGAGGCUGACAACAACAUUGCCACCAACGACCACAGAACCCACCACCCCCACCACCACCACCCCCACCCCGACCACAACCAAUACAGUUCCUCUGACCACAGAGGACUCCACAUUGUGGUAUGACUCAUGGCUGCCAGAGGAGGAAAACUCUACCCAACCAGAGCUCGAGAUCACAGACUCGUUGGAUUACGACUACGGAUUCAACACGGUUGAUUACUGAGACGGUCUGAGGGUCACGGAUGGGUCUUCAAGAACAUAGAGUGCUACUUUCUCCUUCUUUGGCAGAUUCAACCAGCAUGGACAAGCGCUCAUGGAAAGUUCUUGAACCAUCAGAUAAUGGGUUCUGAAGGAAGUACUUACAGAAGGGUCUCGUAGUCCAAGUGCUCUACCAAGAACUUGCUUUAUUUCAUCAGUUACAAGGAACUAACACCAUUCAACUUGCAAACAGGCAUCUCUGGAUCAGCAAGGUUGGACUUGGUGGGAAAUUUGAUCAUCCAGUUGCAAAUCUGGUCAUAUGACAUAACAAUGAUCUCCUUUUUACUUCUUUGGUAGCGCUUAGCGUAAAUUACAGCUUUCAACUGCACAAUUUAUUUCUUAAGCCACAUAAACUGUUUUAACCAACUAUCUAAACACCGCAUUAGCUACAUUUGCUAGGUGUCUACUGUCCUGCUUUCUAGCAAACUGUGUAAUGUCACAUGAUCAAGUUGACUUGUAACUGACUGACCAAAUUUAACUUAAGCUCCGUCCCUUUCUGACCAAGAGAAAGCCAUCACUUACCAUCACAAUAUAAACUCAUCUAUGCUGUUUUUGUUAGUUAUAAAUAAUGCAUUUUAACUGUUACAGGUUUGCAUUAGAUAACUGACGAAAUAAAACCAGUUGAUGUUAGCGUACUUAAAGCUGUAGGUCGCAGUAGUCUGCAGCUUUUUUUUUUCUUUUCUUUGAAGGCAAUAACAGGUUACACAUGUGGCGAUCAUAUUUUAUUAACAACUCCUCUGCAGCCUGCCACAUCUUUUUUUUUUUUCUUCUUCUUACAAUUACACUGGGCUCUAACUUCAGAAACUUCCCCAUCCCGUGUCCUUCAUCAACCCACAUGGUUCCCACAGAGCCAAAACUGAACAUUUAUACAAAAAAAGUGAUUUUAUUUACACUUCUUUCACACAAGUAAGCAACUCUGUCAGCACUGCUCAAUGUCUACAGGAGAUGUUUCUCUCAGAGAGACCUCGAGGUCGAAUGGACUUGUUGUUUCAUCCAAUAAAGGCUUGUUUAUGGUU
Messenger RNA from Pangasianodon hypophthalmus (striped catfish), 4995 nucleotides. It is a transcript of the gene aebp1b, whose product is annotated as AE binding protein 1b. The record is from RefSeq and is a predicted model, not a curated record. The transcript is spliced from 22 exons. Gene Ontology annotation, molecular function: metallocarboxypeptidase activity; DNA-binding transcription repressor activity, RNA polymerase II-specific; RNA polymerase II transcription regulatory region sequence-specific DNA binding. Gene Ontology annotation, biological process: negative regulation of transcription by RNA polymerase II; proteolysis. The coding region runs from base 84 to 3944 and encodes 1286 amino acids. NCBI's taxonomy places the organism in Eukaryota, Metazoa, Chordata, Actinopteri, Siluriformes, Pangasiidae.